AUGGGUAUUUCCAAAGUCUAUACCGAAGUGGACGACUUGUCGUACACCCAGAAGCACCUCAUGUGCAUUUUGGGUAUUCUUUUGCCACCUGUGCCCUUCUUCCUCAUGACGGGACCUAAGUACACAGUCAAGACCAAGGAGUUCUGGAUCUCCGUCUUCUUGAUGAUCUUCUUGUACAUCGUUGCAAUUAUCUAUGUUGUUUGGUUCAUCUACAUUGGCUUCGAGGAGGGCAGAACCGGCCUGUACCAUAGAUUGGCUGAGGACCCUGAACGUGCUGAACCAGCCCCUGAGAGCCAGCCUGCUCCUGAGCAGCAGUCUAAUGCUGAGGCUUCUCCUUCUCUUCCUUCUUAUGAGGAGAGCGAAGUCAACAGCUUCCCCAAGGAGAAUAAGCACUUGGGUGAUCACAAGAUUCAGCAUUAA
Molecule: messenger RNA, 420 nt
Organism: Candidozyma duobushaemuli
Lineage: Eukaryota; Fungi; Ascomycota; Pichiomycetes; Serinales; Metschnikowiaceae
Exons: 1
Coding region: 1-420 (139 amino acids)
Cellular component (GO): membrane
Source: RefSeq, a predicted model, not a curated record